Linepithema humile (Argentine ant) is the source of this 3516-nucleotide messenger RNA. RefSeq lists its product as uncharacterized. The record is from RefSeq and is a predicted model, not a curated record. Lineage: Eukaryota; Metazoa; Arthropoda; Insecta; Hymenoptera; Formicidae.
UUAAAGUUUAAUUUUUAAUUAUAAGUAGAAGUAAUAGCACAGAUUAAGCUAUUCUAACCAUGGCUAAGAGAAAAGUUUCUUUGCGACGUUCUAAACGGUUCUCCGGAAAUAGAUCUUCUUCUCUGUAUAAUUCUACAGUUCUCGAUUCGAAUUCAACUAUUUUAGGUGAAGAAUCAAGAUUUUGGUGGAAUGAUUUGGAAGAGAAUACGUCUUUGCGAUAUUCUUUAAUACGUAAUAAUGGAAAUGAAACAACUCAACAAUUGAGUCAGAAUUCAGAAACCAAAUCUGAUCAAAAUACGUUACAGUGGUACAAAUAUUUAUCAUCGGACAGUGAACAUAAUGCUUCAAACUCAAAAGAAAACUUUAACAGAGUGGCAGUCAAAACACAUCGUAAAGUUAUAGCAUCAACAACAUCUGAAUCCGAAAAUGAAGUUGAUGUAACAAAAGCGAAAAGGUUUAAUCUGAGGCCAGCACGUAAAACAACUGAAAAAAAUGUUUUUUUGGAUGUUUUGAAUACUGAUACUGGUACUAACUCUGAUAGUGGUUCUUUAAACAAUAAAAAUUCACAAAUAAAGCUACAUGAAAGUAUAGAGGAUAGUCCAAAUUUGAGUAUAAGAUUAAAGCCAAAUAUUUUUAAGAAAAAAAGAGGUAAUAAAGUGGAAGAUCGGAAUAUCUUUCAAGAUGUACUGGCAAAAAAUAGCAUUUUAGACAGCAGUAUAAGGAAAAAAUCGUUUGGACUUGAUAAGGAAUUCUUGCAGAAUUCAACUUCUCAAAAUAUUGAUACAAACAAAGAUCAUAUUAAUGAUCAAAGGAAAGGAUCUAUAAAAUUAUCACAAGCGUUAUCACUGGAUAAUGAAAUUGAUUCUUCGGAUGUAUCAACUUUGAAAAAUCAGAAUGCAACAUUUGAAAAUAAUAUUAUGUCUGAUAUUGAUGAGACAGAGCACGGUAAUGAUAAAAGUAAAAGAUUAGGUAAACGUAUGAAAUCCUAUUUUUCGCGACGCGCACGAAGAAGCACAGGAAGAAAUGCUUUUGAAAUUGCUCUGGCUGAUGACCAAGAUAUAUCAGCAUUGAAUGCAUCUAAGAAGCAAUUGUUAAAUAUUUCAAAGGAAAAAAACAAAGACAAUAUUGAAGAAGAUACGAGCAGUUCAUCUUUAAAUAAUAAUGAAAUUCGCAAGUCCGUGAAAUUUUCAAAGUCAAAAAUUAAAUAUUCGAGAUCACAUAAUAAGAGCUUAAAUGAAAAUUCACAAAAGGAGCCAUUUGAACAGAACAAUACAAACGGAGAACAGACUUUAAGCAUAUUGACUGAACGAUUAUCCAAUUUAAGUCCUGGUAAGGAAACUCGUUUAACACGCAAUAGUUCUAAAACGCGAUUUGAAACACCGACGCCUACGAAGAAAAGAGCACGUAAAGUUACGAAUGAUGAUUUGGAACACAACAUCAAUGAAGAACAAAAUUCAGACACAUUGGUCAAACGAUUACCCAACUCAAGUUCUGGUAAGGAAACUCGUUUAACGCGCAAUAGUUCUAAAACGCGAUUUGAAACACCGACGCCUACGAAGAAAAGAGCACGUGAAAUUACAAAUGAUGAUUUGGAACACAACAUCAAUGAAGAACAAAAUUCAGACACAUUGGUCGAACGAUUACCCAACUCAAGUUCUGGUAAGGAAACUCGUUUAACGCGCAAUACUUCUAGAAUUCGAUCUGAAACACCGACGCCUACGAAGAAAGGAGCACGUGAAAUUACAAAUGAUAAUUCGGAAUAUGACAUGAAUAAAGAGCAGGAUUCAAGCACAUUGGACAAAGAACCACCCAACUCAAGUCCUGGUAAGAAAACUCGUUUAACGCGUAAUACUUCUAGAAUUCGAUCUGAAACACCGACGCCUACGAAGAAAGGAGCACGUGAAAUUACAAAUGAUAAUUCGGAAUAUGACAUGAAUAAAGAGCAGGAUUCAAGCACAUUGGACAAAGAAUUAUCCAAAUCAAGUUCUGGUAAGGAAGCUCGUUUAACACAUAAUAGUUCCCAAAGUCGAUACAAAACACCAAACUUUACAAGUGGGGCAAAAUUGUCUACACAGUCUGCAAAUAAGAACGUCCAUAUUGAAGAUGUCGAUGUCGAUAGCGUAAGUACGAUUUCUGAAAUAAAUGUAGAUGAUUCCUUACCAAUAACAAGUUCUACAAGAAUUUCUUCCGCUCAAAUUAAUGAGGGUGUAAAAGCCCACAAAAAUGCUACUUUAUUCUUUAAUACGGCUGAUGAAGAAGAUGUUUUCGCGACGCAAAUGGUUCAACGAAAAUAUUCUUCGCCAGGUAACAGAACGAGCAACAAGACAAUAAAUCAGCAAACAUUGUCGACCGUGGUAAAUCUAAAUAGCAUUAAAGAGAAUAAAGAAACUGCACAUAGGCAAAAGAGCUUGAAUAGAUCAUCUCAAAAUGGUAGCACACCGAUUAAAGCAUUAAGUAAAAAUAUUUCUAUUCGUAAUAAAUUAAAUUCACCCAAAAAAUUGAAAACGAUAGAUGAUUUUUUCAAAGUGAAACAAUCUUCUACAACAGUGGCUGAACCGUCUACAUCAAAUAAUAAGAACUUGGCGCCCUUACAAACUUUCAAUGAGAAAAUGGAGAAGAUUAAAAUGGAGCUGGAGACAAGAAACCAAACGAAGAGUCACGAAGUGGCUGCAACUGAUAAGAAAAAAUAUGAGUUGAAAGUGAGAAAUGCGAAUCCGGUCAGUAUCGUGGUAAAACAACGUGCUAAGAACAAAGUGCCUGCAAAGUCGACAAAGAAAGUGGACAAGGCGUUUCUAGUAAACGGGGAAGUCUACAGAGUACCGAGGCUUCCUCGCCCCAAGUAUUGGGUCACAGAUCAUCUUUACAAGUUCUUAUGGAAUCGCAUGGAGGAAAAGUAUAAAUUUGCAACAAGAAUAAAAUCUGAGAAAUUCGUGCAAGAGUUAAGCAAGAUAGUCUCUUUUAUCUGCAAUAGUAAGAAGUACGACAGCUAUAAGAUGGAAUUAAAGGCACUGAUGAAAGAAAUGGCUCGAUUGAAUAUUAUUAAGACUCGUAACGACUUUUAUAAUUUUUGUUGGGAUUUUAUGCCAUAUGAAUUUCGUGUUAAAGCUGUCCCUAUGUUAUUACCUGACAACAAAAGGACCAUUCCUUACGAUCCAGAAAUGUUACAUACACCAUUACUCAGUGAUGAUCAUUACGAUGAUUAAAAUCGUAAUACGAAAGGAGUUACAAUGUUAGUCGGAGUUACAAGUUAGUUACAAUGAUAGUCGUCUAAAAAUUACAUCAAAUCAAUUAAAGAUUAUGCCUUUGUAAUUACUGUGUGAUGCCGCAUUUGUAUAUAUCUAUAUUUAGGUCAUAUUUAAUUAGUCUGUAAAUUCAUACUUUAUAAUGUUGAGAUAUAAGUAAUAUAAUAUUCGAUAAGCAUAGGACAAUGUACAAGUAUCAUCUGUAUGACAUGAAGCUCCACAUGUAUAAUAUUGUUACAUUUGUAUUUUUUUAAAUAAAGUUAUGUAUUUCUUA